GUUGAAUUAACAUUCUCGACGAAACGAAUUGAAAUCAACCAUCCCGAGAUUCGUUUUAACAACGUACCAGUGAGAAAAAUUGAUGAACGUAAACACCUAGGUAUUAUUCUGGAUUUAAAGCUUUCUUUUUUGGCUCAUAUCAAAGCAGCAAUCUCUAAAGCAAGAAAGGGUAUCGAUUCUCUGAAACAUCUCUCCAAAUUCCUUCCCAGACAUACCCUAAACGAACUAUUCAAACUCUAUGUGCGACCUCACCUUGAAUACGGAGAUGUGAUCUAUCAUAUUCCAGCCAAAGCAUGUGAAUCCAGCGGUAAUGUUAUUUUGUCAAGUUUGAUGAAAAAGCUUGAAUCCAUUCAGUACUCAGCUGCUCUAGCCAUCACAGGAGCAUGGAGGGGGACAUCGCGAACGAAGAUAUACGCCGAGCUUGGUUGGGAAUCGUUAAGUUCCCGACGCUUGAGUAGACGCCUUACGUUGUUUUACAAAAUGAUGAAUAAUCAAACACUUGCAUAUCUAAUGGGUCCAAUUCCCACACUUCAACAGUCGCUUUACCCAAUAGACCUUUUUCCGGUUGCGGCCAUCAUCUUUCCGCGCAGUGCAUUGUGGAAUUGCCAGGGGGCAAACAAUCUGCACUGCAGUUUUCUUGCUCCGCAGGUAAAUAAGUGCUUCGCUUCAAGAUUUGUUAAAGUUUACUCAAAUUUUGCUCGCUUUCCUUAUUUUACUUCGACGUUAUGGGUAAAUCUGAUCAUUGUGCUGUUUGGGGCUGUGAUAAUGAUCGCAGAUAUCCUGACAAGUAUGUAAUUAAAGAACACAUUUCAGCAUUUGAUGGAUGCAAGCACAUUCGUUUUUGGUCAUGCAAAGAGAAAUUCUUCCGUACGUGGUCAAAGCUCAUCAACAGGGAUUUGAAAGUUGGGAAAUCAACAAAGGUAUGUUCCAACCACUUUCAAUACGGAAAGCCAACAGAUUCCUGUCCGCACCCCACAUUAUUUUUGAAGGGGUAUGAUGGGCCUAGUCAACCAAAAAGAAGGCGACUGGAUCGUUCAGAUCUUUUCAAGCCGACACACAGUGAAGCAACACCUGUUAACAUCAGUGAAACUGUAGAAAUUGAUAAUUUUCACGUGUCAGAAGUCAUUGCUGAAGAAAAUGCUGAUAACCAUCCUGUUCAUGAAUCUGUUGAUAUCCCUCAAAGUGGCUUGGACACUUCCAAAGAACGUCGUGCACAUCGAUUGUCUUGGGAUUCUAUUUCUGGUAACAACCCCAUCAUAAAAUUAUAUACAGGUUGCCCCACUGCCAAAGUUUUUUGUUCAUUGUGGAUCGUGUCAGAUCAAAGCAUGGCAAGAUCUCUUAUUUUAAAGGCAAGAAUUCAUUCCAGGUUAAAAACUACCAGCACAGCCCAUCAAAGCCUUUGUCAAGAAAAAAGACUGGACCAUCCCGCCAACUCAAACUGGAAGAUGAAAUUCUUUUAACCCUGAUGCGCAUUCGUCUGGACCCUCCAAUUGAAGACCUUGCUUUUCGAUUUAAAAUUUCUGCUAGCCAUGCAUCAAAAAUAUGUACAACCUUUUUUGUGUUGUUGGCACGACAGCUGGAGCCACUCAUUUAUUGGCCAACACCAGAAGAAACUCUAGCAUUCAAGCACCCCCACUUUUCUGGGGACUAUAACAAGUUUGAAGGCAUUGGUGAUUGCACUGAACAAGUUAUUCAAAAGCCUGCAAAUUCCAAGGCUCAGUACCAAACAUACAGCACAUAUAAGAGCAGAAAUACCCAAAAGAAAUUAAUAUUCUGUACAAAAGGAGGAUCAAUUAGUUUUGUGUCAAGGUCCUAUUCUGGCUCUGCUUCAGAUCGUUUUAUCACAGAAGACUCCAAUGUUGUGCAGAAAUUUCAUCCUGGGUUUAUUGCUAUGUUUGACAAGGGUUAC
Molecule: messenger RNA, 1909 nt
Organism: Rhopilema esculentum
Lineage: Eukaryota; Metazoa; Cnidaria; Scyphozoa; Rhizostomeae; Rhizostomatidae
Source: RefSeq, a predicted model, not a curated record